AUGGGCAAAUCUUAUCUUAUCUCAAGAAAUUCGCCGAUCAGCUUUCGCCGCAAUACUUGGAACCUGCCUGUCACUACGGCCAGUGCAUUCAUCGCGACCACCAUGCUGUCUACCAACUGUCCUGUGGAAGUCUGGCUCGAAAUUCUAACAUAUCUACCCAGAACAUCCCUCCUUGUAACAUGCACUCUGAACAAGCUCUUCUUCGACCUCAGCCUGAAUCAACUCUACGAAGAAAUCAUUCUGGACAGUGGCGACAGUAUGAUUAAGGAAAGGUUCGAAAUCGCCAUGCGAGUAUUGAUUAAUGUCGCCAACCAUGUUCGGAGACUGACCGUCCUCCCGGCGCGCUUGAAUGAUUCGCUGAAACCAACAUCCUCCAAUCGCCAGAUAACAUUUCUCAAUUGCCUGUGCCACCUGGAGGACCUGCGAUGUGAUUUCGCUGGCAGUCCUCGCAAUUCAUUCCGACAGGCCACACGUUUUCUGGAUGUUUCGACUUCAGACUCGCCCAUCUGCCUCAUCAACCUCCAGGAACUCACGGUUACGCUCUCUAGCUGGUUACAAAGUCAAAGCUUUUUCAACUUCUAUAACACUAUGUGGGAGAAGAAGUGCAUUGGUCCCAACGUCCAGAAAAUCUCUAUCGAAGCACCCCCACUCGACCUUCAGUUCCUCAUCACGUCUAUGCUCCGAUACGGGUGUACCGUCCUGAAGAACGUCACCCAUAUCAGCCUGCAUCUUCGACGAUCGCCUUACACUACGACAAGCGACAAAAAUCAAGUAUAUGCAAGUCUGACGAAACUCAUGAACCUCCUUGGGGCUUCCUUGCGUUCCUUGUCCUUGUCAUCUGCAGACCCAAACAUAGACUUCAGCGUUAAUCUCACUUCGCUUCCUCGCCUCCGAGGUCUGCAAAAUUUCGAGUACCGCUGUCCAUUCCAUGCCUCCUCACUGGUCGACAUGACGAAACUUACAGAAUUCAUUGGGAAAUAUUCCACGCAACAAUCUCAAUUGGUAGUAAUACCAUCUAUGAUGCGUGAGUGGGGUGAAGAUGACGGGCAUCCUGCAGGGGAGUCGUACAGCAAAUGGAUAACGAGUACCGAUUCAAGGGAUGUAAAAUUGCCGUUGCAGAUCGGACUUUCGCACCUUGUCUUGCCGGCCUUGCGAUAUUUGGCAACACGUCCUGCAGAUUGA
Messenger RNA from Cyclocybe aegerita, 1182 nucleotides. The record is from the annotation of a GenBank genome assembly. NCBI's taxonomy places the organism in Eukaryota, Fungi, Basidiomycota, Agaricomycetes, Agaricales, Hemipholiotaceae.